AUGUGCAGACGCAGACAUUGUAACAACCAUUAUAAUUGCCGCUACAACGUUCACGAUGCCCUUUCCGAAUGGGCUUUGACCACCUGGGCUAACAAUUGGAACUCUCCUCACAACUCCCUCCAUUCUGCAUCUACUGCAUUUUCUCGUGAAUAUUCUCACCCGGGGCGUUCGCACCUUUCGCGUCACGAGUUAGAGAAGCAGACCACAGCACUCCAGCGCAUGUUUCCAAAUUACAGUUCUAACUUUAUCCGGUCAUGCCUAGAACAAGAAACUUCAAAUCAUACUCAACGGGUAGCCAAUAAGUUGGCAGAGAUGGCAAAUACCGGAUCAUCGAUCAAUACUAGGAGAGAAGAGGAUCAACCGAUACAGGCAUUUCCUACUGAAGAUGAUGCUCCUCCACCGUAUGAGGAAGCUGUGUUGACAGCGCCUGUUGAGGAAAGUAAUCAGCUACCUUCUUAUGGUGAAUAUAUAUCCACAGAUGACUGGCAUAUCAGCCACGAUGGGAAUCACCAUGGAGGACUUUCCGUGAGAAAUAUAUUCGGCAAGCUGACAUCAUCACCCGUCGAUAAAGCAUGUACUAAGCGGAUCUCAACAUGGAGACGCCCUGUUCCUCGGACUUUUCGGCGAAGACAGUUAUCUCGCAACUGCCGUGUAUCAACAAAGAAAGGACAUUUUCUACUCAGCGGAUUUAAAGAAGCAUAUCCUUCGUCUGAACUCGCAUUACACGAUAUCAACCCAUCGGAUUGGAAUAGUUUUAUCGACGGGUUGAACUCUGUUGUUGGAAUGCGCACAAUUACAGAACUUCCGAUUCUCGGUCGUAGAAAACUCGUUCGCCUGGGUUGGAAUAUCCUGGUUAAGUGUAUAGCUGAUAAGGAGCAGAUAGCAAUCACUGUUGCCAAAGUGCGCGAUUACAUAUCCAGAUGGAAUCGGAGUUUCUUCAUACCUAGAAACAUAACAGUUGAAUUAGUUGAAGCAAAUACGUCGGCUCAUCGGUUGAGAAGGCAGGGAAGAGAUGUUUAUCAUUUACUAGUUAGAUCAUGCUAA
Paraglomus occultum is the source of this 1044-nucleotide messenger RNA. The record is from the annotation of a GenBank genome assembly. Lineage: Eukaryota; Fungi; Glomeromycota; Glomeromycetes; Paraglomerales; Paraglomeraceae.